UUUCAGGAUCACUUGGAAAAGUGCCGUAAGAUUCCACUUCCUUGCCCUAAUAGCUGUGGAGAUUUAAUUUCUAGAGAAAUGGUAAAUGAAUUUCAUUGUAGUUUAAAUGACGUCAUCAAGGAUCGGAGUAUCAAUUCAUCGCAGGGUUUCAACCUUGCGGGUAGGGCUGUCGGUUGUUUGUCUUGGCAAAGUUGUUAUAAAAAGUUUGAAAAGAUUUGCCAAACCUCAAAACCUCAAAGCGAGUAAAUAAAUAUUACAAAUUAUGUGUGAGCUACGGCGGAAACAAAUCGGUCAAAUCGAUAUGGUCGUGGUCCUUGAGGGGUUGUGCCGAAUAAAUGUACAUGACCGAAGUGACUGCAAAAAAAUACUGGGAUAAAUGUAGAAAAUGUAGGCUUGAUAGGGACCAGGAACCUGAACUUUAGAACCCUUUUCUUCUGUCCUGAGGGGCAGUCAGUCGGGUCGAGAGAAAACGCGACGAGAAGAGCCCUUUCCGCCAGUGCCUGAAACCGUUUUUCUCUAAGAGGCCAUGCUAUGCACUGGGUCUUGAGUGAGUCAGUUCGCUGAUUUAAUUUUAUCAUUUUCUUUUAGAUUCCAAAUCACAUUGAUAACGACUGUCCUUUGUCGUUAGUCUCCUGCCCAUAUGCUCAAAUGGGAUGCAUUGAAAAGGUUUGUUGUUGAUCAUUAAAUACAAUAAUGAAAUUAAUGAAUACAUCAGAGAUUUAAAACAUGAUUAAUUAGUUAUACAUUGAGUAACAACGAUCUGCUAAAGAUUUCACUUCCGACCGUUUAUUUGUUAUCAGGAGCCGUCUUUUAGUUCUUUCACCACUGAUUGCUGAUAUAUAUGCACCCACCCUGAGCACUUAAGCCAAUUACUAAGCAAAAACAAACAUUUAUAUGCCACUGAUACGCCAUAAGACUCCAAAAUUUAUAAUCUAUUUUCUAAGAUGAUUUGUCUUGUGUUUUCAGUUUCGUCGCAAAAACGCGGAUUCGCAUCUUAAGUCAGCCAUGCGAGAGCAUCUUGAAUUUGCCUGUGUUAAACUUAACAACACACAGCUUCAGUUGAAUGAGCAACGAGUUCAGUUAGAUGAAACACGAGUUCAGUUGGAUGAGACACGAGUUGAUUUGGAUGAAACACGAGUUUUGUUGAAUGACACACGAGUUCAGUUAGCAGAAACACAAGCCAAAUUAAGCUUUUUAGCAGUUAAAGAUGGUGGCAAAAAAAGUUAUAUUUGGAAGAUUACAUCGCUCAGUGAACGUUGGAGGCAAGUAUUAAAGGGAAAGAUAGAAAGUGAUCCAUUCUACACUGGACUUUAUGGCUACAAAUUAAAAGUGUUUGCCGCUCCUUGCUUUUUGGAAUACCCUUCUAAUGAUAAGCAACUCUUGAUCCGUUUCGGUAUUGUUUUAAUGGAAGGUGAAUAUGAUGACAUAUUACCCUGGCCUUUCAGCAAGACAAUAACGUUCACAAUAAUUGAUCAAAAUGAGGAUCUCAAAAAAAGGCAAAACUAUAUUUAUUAUUUAAGCCCAAGAAUACUGAAAUGCCAUGACAUGAUAUUCUCAGAAAGACCAGGAAAAGAAAUGAAGGAAGUUGAAAGUCAGCUACCGUUUGUGAUAACUCAGGAGACACUUAAAUCAAGGCGAUACGUUGUAAAUGACACUCUGUUUUUUCAGGUCGAUGUGGAUCUUGAUGAUGAUGACUAG
Porites lobata is the source of this 1698-nucleotide messenger RNA. Lineage: Eukaryota; Metazoa; Cnidaria; Anthozoa; Scleractinia; Poritidae. The record is from the annotation of a GenBank genome assembly.